This is a messenger RNA of Bacillus rossius redtenbacheri, 21417 nucleotides long. RefSeq lists its product as uncharacterized. Lineage: Eukaryota; Metazoa; Arthropoda; Insecta; Phasmatodea; Bacillidae. The record is from RefSeq and is a predicted model, not a curated record. Bases 1 to 984 code for a protein of 327 amino acids. The transcript has 6 exons.
AUGGCUACUUUGAUUCCCGAGUUUCUCCUUAAAGAUGAAUUGGCAUUUGAAUGUCAAUUGCGUGGUGUUCCCUGUGAAGACACCACUGCUGCCGUUUUCCGCAAAAGAUUGCGCACGGCACUUCAGAGUAAUUUGACUGUUGAUUGUGACAAGUUGGUCAAUUUGAAUCCCAAUGAUGAAUUUAAUCUGUGUGCCAGUAAAAUUUUGGUACUGCAGGAAUUAGUGUCAAACUUGGAUGAUGAAAACUUCAUAAGCACCUUACCUCGUGUCAAAAACCGUUUGGCCCAUUUAAACAGACGUGUCCAGUGCCUUUUGGACAUUCAUUCCCCAAAGUUGUCAGAGGUGCAGAUUGCAUCAUUAGAAACUAUACUGAUUGAGAUUCAAAAGUUAGGUGAUAUCCUCAAUAAAUCUGAAACUGAGUUUUCGCUUUUGUGUGACCUACCCCCUGUGUCAUCUAUUGCACAAGUGUGUGACCAACUUGGUAGGUUGGCACUACCUACUUCCUUGCCUCAAAUUCCAGAUAUUUCUCCUGUUCCAGGUCCUUCCAAACAGGAUGUUGAACCUGUUUGUAGCAUGACAGGUAACCUUGUCACGUUACCUAACCUUACCUAUGUUUCUGCUAAACAGCCCGCUAGUGCUAACGCACACGUUGUUUUCAGUGGUGUACCAAGUACACAUCAAGCAACAGCGCUGAGUAAUAAAGUUUCAUUUUCCAAUGUGUUUGGGAAGUUAACCCACCCUUUAGAAAAAAUGUUAAAGGAUUUCCCAGCUACCGAUGGUCUGCAUAUACCUAAGUUUCUCCAUUUUCUUCAGCUCAUUGUGAAGCUACGUCAAAGCAACUCCUUACAUGAAGCUCAGUUGCUAGAGAUUAUUUACCCUUUUACCUUAGGUCCUUUGGCAGAGCAAACAAAUUUGGCCAUUUCUCAAAAUCUUACCUUUGACAAGUACCAUGAAGAUAUCCUGAGUUUUUUUUAUUCCCUCUAGGUUAUUAACUCAGCUUCAGCUGAGCCAUUUCAAUCGAUUACAAAAACCAGGUGAACCUCUUGCAGUUUAUGUAAACGAAGUGAAGGAGGCAGCUGCCAUUUUUCGUUUACAAGUCUCAGAGCAGGAAGUGAUAAAUACCAUUUUAGAUGGUUUGUCUCCUGAAGAGCGAUCUAGACUUGUCUUUCUGUCUAAACCCUCUACCUUUUCUGAACUUGAUAGGAUGUGCAUCCAUUCCCAGAAUGUCAGAUUUGCGGACUACCAUCGCAAUACACAUUUUCCUCAGUCCUCAAGUUUCAAGCAAUCCAAGAACCUUGCUGGUUCAUUUAGUGCUACACAAUCUGAUCGUGUUUAUGUCAACAGUACUGCUAGUGGACAAAAGCAGUAUAAAAUGCCUGCAAAUCAGGUGAACCCAGACCAGAAGCCGGUCUGUUAUUUUUGCAAAAACCCUGGACAUAAAAUUAAAGAAUGUAGGAAGUUGCAACAAAAAAACGCUCAGAGCAGGGACGCGAGGUGAGCCGCUUACCCUGCAAACCUAGCCUAAAUAAUGCGCAAUAUAACGCUCACCUGUUUCGACAAACCAAAUCAGCUCUUUCUUUUCAAAAAUACUUUGGAAGUAAAAAUAAGCCUUACCCUGUCUCUAACAUAAAUUCGCCUAAUUUGGUGGGGAUAAAUCCAGUUCCAGUCCCUCGGAUUGUAGUCACCUUUGGCACUUUUGAAGUGCAAGCUCUUGUAGAUUCAGGUUCCACACGUUCUAUUAUUUCACAUGGUUUGUUUUUAAGGUUGAAAGAGGCAAAACUAGUUAAAUCUGUUGAGAAAGGUCACUUUAAAUGUUAUACCGCCUCAAAUGAUGUGUUACCGAUAGUUUGUUGUGCUAUCAUUAAACUGAAAAUUGCAAAUUUUACAUGGAAGUUCCCUUGUUUAGUCUCUAAAGAUAUUGGUUUAGAUUUUAUCCUUGGAGCAGACUUCAUGUCUAAGUCUGGGCUUAUUCUCGACAUGCAAGAAAAAAAUAUUUCCUUUAAAUUUCAAAAAAAUCUCAAGAUUUGUUUUACAGAUAGUAAUCAGAGUCAGGAUAAUCUUGCCGAAAUCAGUGUUGACCAAAACGGUAGUAAUACUUGUGAUCCUUUGAGCCAUUUAAAUGAUGAACAGUGUCAAGCACUUAAAAGUUUAUGUGAACAGUUUCCCAAAGUUUUAACUUAGAUUUAGGCCUUACUAAACUUCUGGAAUAUGAAAUAAAACUCCAUGAUAAAAGCUAUGUUAAAAGUCAUCCUUAUCGUCUGGCACCUCCCCAAAUGGAUAUCUUAAGAAAUGUGGUACAACAACUUUUAGACAAAGGAGUCAUUGAGAAAUCUACCUCACAAUAUGCUAGUCCUGCUUUCUUGGUCCCGAAACCCAAUGGUAAACAAAGAAUGGUUGUUGAUUUUCGUCGUGUUAAUCAGAAAAUUGAGAUUGAGUCAGUGCCUUUGCCAGAUUUACAUUCAGCAUUUCAUUGGUUUUCUAAAGCAAAAUAUUUUACUACCAUUGACUUAAAUUCAGCGUAUCAUCAAAUUCCUCUAAAAAAUGCGUCUAAGCCAAUCACAAGUUUCUGUGUACCAUGGAACCUUUAUCAGUUUACACGUGUACCUUUUGGUCUCGCCACGGGUGCACAAGUUCUCACACGUUUAUUAGAUCAAAUUUUCCAUGAUGUAAAAUUUAAGUUUGUGUACAACUAUUUGGACGACCUGGUUGUGUAUUCAGAAAAUUUCGAAGAGCAUCUUCAGCAUCUCAAAGAAGUCUUGUCUCGCCUUGAAAAGGCUGGUUUAACAGUGAAUCCGCAAAAGGUUAAAUUUGCCGUUCAUGAAAUCUCAUUUCUUGGCCACAAUAUUUCAUCUAAAGGCAUAUCUAUUGAUCCAGAGCGCACUAGAGCUAUCAGAGAAUUUCCUCCACCACAGGAUGUUAAGGGCAUAGCCCGAUUUAUUGGCAUGAUUCAGUUUUUUGGCAAGUUCAUUCCAAAUUUAGCUGAAAAGGCAGUUCCCCUUAACAGUUUACGAAAGAAAAAUGUUAAGUUUGAAUGGGGAAAGGAACAGCAAAAGGCUUUUGAAUCUUUAAAAAAUGACAUUACAAGUCCACCAAUUCUUCGUAUGGCAGAUUUCUCAAAACCUUUCAUCUUACAAACCGACGCUUCAGGUUCAGCAGUAGGAGCAGUCCUGGCGCAAGAAUUUGAUGGUUGUCGCCAACCUAUUGCAUUUGCAUCCAGGACUCUCACUCAACAGGAAAAGAAGUCUACGAUUUAUGAACUUGAAUGUUUAGCUGUUGUUUUUGGUAUCGACAAAUUUAGGCCUUAUUUAGAGCAUGCAGAGUUUUUGUUGGAAACUGAUAAUCAGGCUUUGUCUUGGCUUUUGGCUCAUCCCCGACAGUUAGGAAAAAUUGGUCGUUGGGUCAUGAGAAUAUCCUCUUUAAAAUUCAAGGUGCAGCAUAUCCGAGGAACGCAAAAUGUUGUGGCGGAUGCCCUUUCACGUAUGUUUGAUACAAACCAAUCUAACAAACCUUCAAGCGAAAACUUUUGUAAAGUUCUCGUGACUGAUUUUCCAUUGGCAUUCAAAAACAUUCAGUCUUACCAGGAAGAAGAUGAGGAAUUGAGUAAUAUUGUUAAAAAAAUGAAAUCUGGAAUUCCACAGAAACCUUAUUUUUUAUCUAAAGACAUCCUUUAUUCUAAAAUUCGCCAUAAUCAGAAACGUAUUGUGCUACCUAAAGUCUUGAAACCUGUGGUGUUUGAAUACUUUCAUUCUUCACCUAUUGGAGCCCACCUUGGUAUUUACAAAACUAUCGAAUCUAUAAGAAAGCAUUUUUCUGGAAAGGUAUGCAUGGUGAAAUUUCCAACAGAGUUAAGCAAUGUCGUCUUUGUGCCCUCAGCAAACCUGCUCAAAACACACAAUUGGGAUUCUUGUCGUCUGAAGUAUCUGAGAGACCUAUGGAAAAAUUAUUCAUUGACUUUGUAGGUCCAUUGCCCAGAAGUAAAAAUGGAAACAAUAUGUUAUUGGUCUGUGUUGAUGCUUUUUCAAAAUUUGUUUGGCUCAUUCCCUUAAGAAAGGCAGAUGCACCAUCUACAAUUCGAGCUCUUCAGACUCGUAUUUUCCAAAACUUUGGCGUUCCGACAUCUAUCGUCUCUGAUAAUGGUAGCCAAUUCACUUCUAAAUUAUUUAAGAGCAUGUGUUUCACCCAUGGCAUACGCCAUAUUACCUUGUCACCCUACUACCCUCCACCUUCGCAUGCGGAAAGGUUCAAUCGUAACCUCCGAUCAGCGUUAAUCGCUUUCCAUGCGCAAGAUCAGUGUAGUUGGGACAAAAAUUUAGUUUGGCUUCAAAUGGCAUUCAAUUACUCCCGCCAUGAAUCUCACAAAACUACACCGUUCAAUUUAAUGUUCACUUUUGCUCCAAACAACCCAUUAUCUAAUCUUUGGUGUCUGAAAGAGUUAUUGCCAGAAAACCCUAAAAAUAUUAAGGAAGUUUGGGCCUCUGCCCUUAAAAAUCUCAAACGGUCUCACGAAAGGAGCCGCUUAAAAUAUAAUAAGAAUAGAAUAGACAAUCCUUUUCGACGAGGUGAUCUAGUUCUUUGCAAGGCUCAUCCCACAAGCAAAGCAGUGGAUAAAAAAAUGGCAAAAUUGUCAUUUCGUUGGUCAGGUCCUUUUCAAAUCCAACGCUUUCUCACUCCAGUCACAGUAAGCCUAGUUAACCCUGACUCAGGAGCAUAUGUGACUAGAGCACACAUUUCACAUUUAAAGAGAUGUUAUUCUCCACCUCCAGUUUGAGUAGACAUUGUUUAGGUGCUGCAGAACCUAACCUUGUGCUCACUGUUGGUUUGCAUUUCAUUUGGGUCUGUGACUCAGUUGAUCGUGGUCUGAUCACCCACCGAUCCUAGUCUUGACAACCCAGGAAACUUUAAUUUACAUGUUAUAGGCCUAUAAUAUUCACUUUGUUAGUUAAUAAAGUAACAAGAAGAGAUAAGUAAAAAACCCAUGGUACUAAUUUUAAGUCGGUUGCAACCUUUGAUAUAUUUGUUAUGUAGUUUAAGAGAAUAAAGUUUUUUUUUGGUUAGUUUUUUUUUAAUGGUAUAAGGGUAAUGAAUUUGGUUUGAUAGUAGAUGUUAUGUUAAGUAAUUUUUUUGUGUCAUCUAUUUACCACCUUGGUCCCUUUUGGUUUCAUGUUCCAGUGUCCCUGUGUUUCUUUCCCGUCUGACUCACAACGUUGUGCUUCUGCGCCAUGAUUGGGCGGUUGUGCAUUCUCACAUGCAUCCACGCCUUGGUUGCCAACAUCACGGUAAAACAAUUACAAUCUGGUGUUCUGUUUGAGAAAGGUCAAGAGCUACAUUUUUCGGAUAGUUACUAUUCUGUUGUGCUGAGUUUUGAUCUACUUAAUUUACAUGAUGAAAGUGCACAGUUGGAAACAACAUUGAAUCAAGUUCUUCUACUUAAUAACGAACAGUCUUCCAAAAAAUCUUCUAUGAAUCAAGAUUUUGCUUUUGUCAUUCCGCAGCUCAGGGAGAACUUUUUAGCAUACAAAACAGAAAUUUUAGCAUUAACUUCACUUUUGCCCCGAAGGGACACACGCAAAAGACGUGGUUUAUUCAAUUUUGGAGGUACAGUGCUCAAAACAGUUUUUGGAACUCUAGAUAAUAAUGACCUAGUGAUGUUAGAAAAACGUUUAAAAUCAGUAACAGCAAAUCAAGAAGAUAUUGCUACCAGUGUUUUCCACCAUAUGAUUGUUGUCAAGGAUUUGGAAGAGAGAGUGCUUAAUAAUACUAAACUCAUUAAAAAUUUAGCAGUGCAUUAUUUGGACAGCUACAAUGAAUUUUUUAAGUUGUUUAACAGCACCGUUCAUGAAGUUUGGGAUAAGAUGAUGAUGAUAAGUCUCAGAAUUGAUUUAAAUACCCUUCUGUUUAGAGUCAGUGAAACCCUCUCGAGCGCACGACUUGAGCUGUGUGACUUACGUCUAGCCAUUGAAAAUAGUGUGCAUGGAAAAUUAAGCUCAACCUUAGUAGUACCCAAUGUUUUCCUUCAGCUAUUAGAUAAGAUUCAGCACUUGAUUUCUUUGCCAUUGUAUAUGUUGGCCCCAGUUUCUAUUGAAAAUCUUCACUUAUUUUAUGGUCUUUGUCAUGUUCAAGCAGUGAUCUAUAAUCAUUCUUUGGAAGUUAUUGUUAAUGUACCCUUGGCUACUAAAGACAGCAGCUUUGAAUUCUAUAAUGUUUUUAGUUUUCCCUUUUUCUUUUCUAAAUUACAUCAUUAUAUACUUCUUAAAGUUCAUGAUAUUUUACUGGUUAGUCCUGAUAGGAAACUUUUCGCACCAAUUAACUCUAAGUUACUUGCUGACUGUAAGGAACAUGGUAUCAUCCUGUGCCCUCCUACUUUUCCGUUUUUUGAUUCUCACAUGGAUAACUGUGAAUUUAAUCUUUUCCUCGGCAGAUAGUUUAUGGAAUUUUGUGAUAAGUCCAUUGUCCCGUUGGACCUUCCCUUUUUUCAAAAAACUAACUCCUUAUGGAUCUUCACUACCAACCACUCUAUUGAUGUUACGUUUCUGUGUAGAACUUCUACCAUGUCUUUUGAGCCUUUCACCAUGUCCAUAAUGGGCAGUGGUUAUAUUAGCAAUGCUUCACACUGUGAUAUUGUAAGUCCGUUCUUUCGAACCUUUGGAUCUGUUAGCUCAUCCUGUGCCGUUAAUUAGUAAUUUCGACACGAUAUAUUUUAAAUUUUUAUUAUGAUUUUAAAUUUUUUUUGUGUGGAAAUUUUAUUUGCUCUACUUUAGUGUGAUUUUACUUUGUUAGUCUGGUGUACUCCUCUGAGUUAAACUUUGUCUCAGUGCUCUGAAGCCCCUUUCCCAUCGGCGUAUCGGAUAUUUUGCUGGCCUAAUCCCUGACUGGCAGACAGCUUACUAUUUCCCCCGCCUUCAGUCACGCCUCAAGCCUGUAAUAUCAUUUCUCUUCGAGACCCAAACUGCAUAGACAAGCCUGUAGCUUGCAGGCGACCAGUUCUCAGAGACGAGCUGAGAUUGGCUUUUUUCAUCACGUAUUAGUGUUAAGUUCGCUCCUCUGCAGGCACGACGGGACGUAGAUUCCCAGCAGCGUUGCAUUUUACCCUCACCCCCCCCCCCCCCCUUCUCAGUUCCAAGUAAGACCAAUGACCGGUCGUAACCCCCUGGGCAACCGUGACCGUCCUCAAGGUCUCCUCGCAAAAAACGAGUGCGCCAAAACUGAUCGCGAGCGCUACCUAGCGACCAAGUCGCGAACUUCUCCGCUAGCCUACCCUCUAGGGCGCCAGAGAGCAGCACCUGCUUUCCCUUCAGUUAUAUGGACGCCGUGGGCGAGUCGAUUGUUUUCAACUCAGACCCCUCCGACAGAGUUCUCUACUGUCGCCUAGUGAUGCCAACUUCAAAACUCCUGCCAGAGUUUUUUUUUCCGCCCGCAUUCGGGCAAGUUCGGAAUCUUUCGGCGGCCCAGACCCCCUCCACCUGUAAGAGCCGGCGCCCCUUUUUAAUUACGAGACGCGGUUUGCCGCGAAACAGAUCAGCGCGCGUCACGUUUGCAGACAGAUCUCCGGCGAGCUCAGAAGACUCUGGAAGACUUCAUCCGACCGCUAGCGACUAUGUAAUCGUCCUAAAUAAGGGAUGCUAUCCCUCAACUAAAUUCAAGUAGAUUAGUCUGUCUGCAUAGUGUUAGUAAUUUUUUUUUGUUUUGAAAUUUUCCCUUUUAAUUUUUUUUAACUAUGAAGAAAUCAUCCGCGCCCAGCCGCGCAAAUCGCGAGCUACGGACCAUGGCUGACUCCGCGAUGGCAGCUUGAAGGCAACUCCCCUGUUUUGGUGAGUGAUAAUUCGCGACCUCCCCUACCUCCCCUUAGAUUUUUCCGGGCAUUUCUUGCCCCAUGUACUGUCUGUAUUCAAGUCCUAAUCAGUCUUGAUUUGGCUUGUUACAGUCAGGGGUUCGACCUCCCAGCGAUGCACAUAUUCAGCUAGAUUCGAGAUCCAGCAACUACUGGUGGACGAAUUGUCCACCAGUAUGUUUUUCGGCAGUCCGAGAUCCAUCCAUUAGAAGAAGCAGCUUUCUUCCAUUCUACAGUUCGGCAUUUUUAACCCCACACCUGGAAGACUCGGGUGAUAUGGUUUCUAUUUCUAUUCCCCCACUUUUUAAAGACAAACCAGCGAUAAGUGACUAUCCACUUAAUCCACUGAUAUGGUAAACUAAUCAGCGACAAAUUUAAUGUAGUAGAACAUUGCAAGUUGUAAUAAUGUAUCAAUACAAUGUACUUUGUUUUAAAUAAUCGCGGGCCGGCCCCUUUUCGUUUUUCUUUUUUUUUUUUUUUUUUUAAAUAUUUGAGAUUUCUUAAAACCUUUUGUAUGUAAAGUAAUGGAAACAAGAUAAUUCAUCAGGGCAAAUAAAACAGGGAAACUAUAGAUCAAGUUAAUCGUGUAGUUUUUAUUUAUUGAUUUUAACGAUCCACCAACUUCCUCCUUGCUUGUUACAGGAAGUUCCUAAAUUUUGUUUGUUCCCCACCUCGUGCCGCCUCUGGUAAAUCAAUUUAUUUAACUUAUUUUUUUUAUCCCGCAAGUUUCCAAGGUCCUUUUUAAUUAAUUCAAAAUAAUUCAAUUUUGAGGCACGAGGGGUGUAACAACUUGGUAGCAGAGCGUGGUUUCCGGUUUUAUAUGCAUACCUGAAUAAUAUAACCAAAAAAAAAGAAAAAAAAAUUUUUAAUUAAUUUUUUUUGGUGAUAGCAAUUUUGUAAUAAUAUUGUAAACUCAUCGCUGGUACACCCGGUAGUUAUAUUGCUUUUUCUAUUUUAAAAUUUAUUUCGAGUUUUACGUCCCACUGUGAUUGAGUUUGCGCGCGGUGAGACACCGCGUGGCCUCCGUCGUGUCGGUGCGACGACCCUCCGGCAGCGUGCUUUAUCAGGCGCGCGUGUCAUUCUCCCUGUCAUCCACUUCACCCCUCCCCUUCCCGCCUCACCGGCUGGAGGAGGCAAGGUCAUGCCGUUGACCCGUGUCCGGCAGCGAAACAAUGCUUUGCAAUCUAGUUUGUUCCUCACGGCCGACAGUGCCCUGAGUUUGUCUAAAUUCCUCCCUUUAUCUGUGUUUUUUUUUUAUAACACAUCCGCCUGCAAACCAGGCCAUCUUUGUGAAAAACAGAUCAUCGAAGUCCUUUCGGACAUCGUGGUAUUUUUUGUUUUGUCUCUCGGCGUCUUGCGCGCGCCGACAUGUUAUCUCUUCACCACAUGACAGGGCCGCCAACCGCGCGGAACCUCCUCUCCUGUCCUGUGUGCUCCACCCACUUACCACGUGUUUUGUAAACAAACUACCCAUGCUUUGUAUGUCCUAAUAAUAUAAUUUUUAUGUCACAAAACAAGCACUAUAAAUAAUCUAUACUACUUUAAAUCUAGCAGCAAAGUAUUUUCUUAAUCUAGGGUUACUAAAAUAUAACAUUAUAAUUUUAUAUAUACCUUAUAAUAAUAUUAACAACACAAAUAAUAUGAUAAUAUAAACCUUUUGUUUUAGCUAAUGUUAAGAAACUUCCAUUGUUUAUAUUUUCUAAGUAUCUUAAAAUUAACGAUUAAGUAUUUUAAUAAUACAUAAAAUAAAUUAAAAAAAAAAGGUCCAUUUAUUGAGUAAUAUAAAAUAAGAAUAUGCUCAUAAGUAAUUUUAACUAGUACUCUAAUCCAAUUGCGUCGUUCACAAGAUACGUGAAUAUACUUCGACGUACCAUUUCAUUGUGUCACCAUACACAUCCAUGUGCCUAGCUUUUGUUUAGAUUUAUUUAGUGAUCACCCAACGAGAGGUGCAAACACUCAUGCCUUUAAGGAAAGGUUACUGAAUUAAAUUGUUUAUAUAUACGGGUUGAAUCCCCAAUACUUUUUACGCUAGCCAUGAGGUGAGGAAUUUAUUAUAAGAGAGAGUACUAUACUUUUUUACCGUCGAGUUUUCUAUAAGCAAUUUACCAAUUAAUCUAAGAAUGCAAGGUAAAGGAUAAAUAAUAUUUUUGUAAUUAUGAAUUUUGAGUAAACAAUUUAUUAACUUUUAUAUUUUUUUGGAUCGGUGUUAAUUUCCUUUAUAAGGUGGUGUACAGCUAUGUAUUUAAAACAUCUAAUUUUUUUUCAUUAUCCAUUUUUCAUCCAAAUUCGUUGAUCUUCCGGGUUUCGAACCCGAACUAACUCAGGGGUGAAAUUCCCUCGUAGGUCUCUCUGCUUCAGCCUGAUGGUAUGAUCAACCGUCAGAGCUUGAACAUAUUGAGCCUAUGUGAGUUAAUAAAUGUAGGUAUCCGGGACCGAGGUGUACUUUGCUUUUUAAGCAAGUAUUAAAUUCAUAUAUUUCGUCUGUUCCAUCGUCAGAUUGUGCAGAGCUAUGACUCAAUGCCUUCGACUUCUUAUGGACAGCGAAACAAUUAUGUACAGGGGUUAUAUUCCCAAUUUAGUUUGUAAGUUACGGGUUACCAUACCCAUUUACAGGGGUUACAGUUCCCAUUAGUCACUGAGUGCUCAAGGACGCAUUUCCCUUGUUUCGGCCUCAGUGCUUUUCGGCCUCCCUCAUAGCGCCCAUUUUGUGUUCCUACACGAUAUCCAAAAUCUGAGAUCAACUGGAUGAAUGUCAUUUCAUUAAUAUAGCAACAUAAUAAUAAUAAUGUUAAAUUGUUGUAAGCUUACAGGUACCUUAAGGUUAAGCUUUAAAUUUAAUUUUUUAUUUAUUAAAUGAUUUUCAGUAAUUAUUUUAAAUAAUUCAAACCAAGUUUAAAUGGACCCUAUUUAAUUAUAAACUUUGUGUUUGACUCAUAAAGUGUUACAGACAAAGGACAUGGAAUUAAUUCGGCUUCUAUUACAAGUAGUAGGGCAACAGGCAUCCCUUUUUUGCUCAAUAAUAAUAAUAUAAUCACGCAUAUAAAAAUACGUAUUCCCCUAAAUUAAGCAGCUACGAGGUGACUAGUCUCAUUUUAAUAUUUAAGGUAAUCACCGAGAGUGGUGAAAUACUUUUAACCCUCAACGAGAGGUCCACUUAAUUAAAUUGGGUAUGUUUGAGCAACCCGUUUCUAGGCUAGCACAAGCUAGGGAAUUUAAGAUAUUUUAAUUUUUAAUUUUUACAUACGUAAGUUCAGUCUUUAACAAGCUACUUGACGUAAAUACGUAGUUUUAAUAUUUUUUUACUCAGAAAUACCUCUCUGAUAUUUUUUGAAUCUUCAUGAAUCUUGUUCCACGAUUUCAUAUAUUUAAUUUCUGAUUACGUUCCUUUUUUUUAAUAACCAUAAUUCGUAAAGUAAGCAAGAAUAAUGUUUGUAGUGUUUUUUGUCCUGAUUUUGCGUUAAUACUUUUACAUGUUUAUUUAUUUAUUUUCCCUUGCACGUAAAUGUGAUGUACAGUAACGUACAUAGAGUCUGAGCACAGAAGCUGUCACAUCUAGUCAUUUUUUCUUUUUUCUUUUGCAUUAUACCCCAAAGUUGUAUUUCUUUUACAUCGUUAUCGAUGAGAUUGUUUUUUUUAAGUAAGAGCUACGUGACUUCCAGACGGCAAACUGGUUUCUUUUAUGUGUUUUUCUAAAAUAGGAGCUAGGUCAAGCUAGCCAACGAGCGGCGCAAAAGUUAGGGUCCUCUGAGCCAACGAGCCAUGACCAGGUCCUCUGAGUGAAAAAUCUCAUGACCAUUUUCGAGUGUUCUUUGGGUUACAUUCCCACCACUCAUCUUUGGACGGCCUAUGUUCAAACCCCCUCUCAGGCAGUGCGAAGCCUAUCAGCAGUCAUGGAAGAUCUAACCGCUCCAUUAUAAUUUAUCCCCUUUUUGAUUUAUAAUUGUUGGUUUAUUGCAUUUUACAUUUCUUUAAAUAAUUUAAAUUAGAGUGCGAAGAGUCGUUAAUUUAUCGUUUUGUUUGCAGAAAUCUUUUAAAUAAUAAAUAUUAGUUAUUAAUAAUAAACAUCAGAGUGGUAUGCGCUGAAAUUUCUUAAUUUAUCGAAUAUUUAAUAUUUUUUAAAUUCAUGCUUUCCUACGGAUUGUUGAUCUGUUGGGGUUUUCAUCCCCAAUAAUUUAAAAUUCCGCCAAGGGAAUACCACCCUUAGGCCCGGUGUCACUCUGGGACUGAGGCUCUGUUUCGCCUUCGGGCAAGCAGCAAAUUUGACUGUCUUCUCCAUCGCCUGACUGUGCAGGGCUGAGUCCCAAUGCCUUCGGCUUCUUAUGGAAAGACUAUUUUCAGGGGUACACAAAUCCCCACCUUUCAUAACUGGCACCCGACGGACCAAGUUCCGGUUCCGGCCAAGUGUUUUAGGCCCGCCUCACAGCGCCCAUGUUUAGAGUAUUUGUCACGUGACACCAUUCCCAACAUCUGAGAUCAACUUUCCUCAUGACAUCAUUCACCGUUAAGGGUAAUUUAAUUAAUUAUAAUACACUUUCGAAUUGACCGUAAUAUUUUUUUUAUAAGUAGUAAGAUACAGGCGAACCUGGUACUAGUUUUACUAAGGAGUGUAAGUUGGUUUUUUUAUUUUCCCUAUAUGCUCCACAUUCAAGCGGGGGAGUAUGUGCCGUUAAUUAGUAAUUUCGACACGAUAUAUUUUAAAUUUUUAUUAUGAUUUUAAAUUUUUUUUGUGUGGAAAUUUUAUUUGCUCUACUUUAGUGUGAUUUUACUUUGUUAGUCUGGUGUACUCCUCUGAGUUAAACUUUGUCUCAGUGCUCUGAAGCCCCUUUCCCAUCAGCGUAUCGGAUAUUUUGCUGGCCUAAUCCCUGACUGGCAGACAGCUUACCAUUUCCCCCGCCUUCAGUCACGCCUCAAGCCUGUAAUAUCAUUUCUCUUCGAGACCCAAACUGCAUAGACAAGCCUGUAGCUUGCAGGCGACCAGUUCUCAGAGACGAGCUGAGAUUGGCCUUUUUCAUCACGUAUUAGUGUUAAGUUCGCUCCUCUGCAGGCACGACGGGACGUAGAUUCCCAGCAGCGUUGCAUUUUACCCUCACCCCCCCCCCCCCCCUUCUCAGUUCCAAGUAAGACCAAUGACCGGUCGUAACCCCCUGGGCAACCGUGACCGGUCGUAACCCCCUGGGCAACCGUGACCGUCCUCAAGGUCUCCUCGCAAAAAACGAGUGCGCCAAAACUGAUCGCGAGCGCUACCUAGCGACCAAGUCGCGAACUUCUCCGCUAGCCUACCCUCUAGGGCGCCAGAGAGCAGCACCUGCUUUCCCUUCAGUUAUAUGGACGCCGUGGGCGAGUCGAUUGUUUUCAACUCAGACCCCUCCGACAGAGUUCUCUACUGUCGCCUAGUGAUGCCAACUUCAAAACUCCUGCCAGAGUUUUUUUUUCCGCCCGCAUUCGGGCAAGUUCGGAAUCUUUCGGCGGCCCAGACCCCCUCCACCUGUAAGAGCCGGCGCCCCUUUUUAAUUACGAGACGCGGUUUGCCGCGAAACAGAUCAGCGCGCGUCACGUUUGCAGACAGAUCUCCGGCGAGCUCAGAAGACUCUGGAAGACUUCAUCCGACCGCUAGCGACUAUGUAAUCGUCCUAAAUAAGGGAUGCUAUCCCUCAACUAAAUUCAAGUAGAUUAGUCUGUCUGCAUAGUGUUAGUAAUUUUUUUUUGUUUUGAAAUUUUCCCUUUUAAUUUUUUUUAACUAUGAAGAAAUCAUCCGCGCCCAGCCGCGCAAAUCGCGAGCUACGGACCAUGGCUGACUCCGCGAUGGCAGCUUGAAGGCAACUCCCCUGUUUUGGUGAGUGAUAAUUCGCGACCUCCCCUACCUCCCCUUAGAUUUUUCCGGGCAUUUCUUGCCCCAUGUACUGUCUGUAUUCAAGUCCUAAUCAGUCUUGAUUUGGCUUGUUACAGUCAGGGGUUCGACCUCCCAGCGAUGCACAUAUUCAGCUAGAUUCGAGAUCCAGCAACUACUGGUGGACGAAUUGUCCACCAGUAUGUUUUUCGGCAGUCCGAGAUCCAUCCAUUAGAAGAAGCAGCUUUCUUCCAUUCUACAGUUCGGCAUUUUUAACCCCACACCUGGAAGACUCGGGUGAUAUGGUUUCUAUUUCUAUUCCCCCACUUUUUAAAGACAAACCAGCGAUAAGUGACUAUCCACUUAAUCCACUGAUAUGGUAAACUAAUCAGCGACAAAUUUAAUGUAGUAGAACAUUGCAAGUUGUAAUAAUGUAUCAAUACAAUGUACUUUGUUUUAAAUAAUCGCGGGCCGGCCCCUUUUCGUUUUUCUUUUUUUUUUUUUUUUUUUUAAAUAUUUGAGAUUUCUUAAAACCUUUUGUAUGUAAAGUAAUGGAAACAAGAUAAUUCAUCAGGGCAAAUAAAACAGGGAAACUAUAGAUCAAGUUAAUCGUGUAGUUUUUAUUUAUUGAUUUUAACGAUCCACCAACUUCCUCCUUGCUUGUUACAGGAAGUUCCUAAAUUUUGUUUGUUCCCCACCUCGUGCCGCCUCUGGUAAAUCAAUUUAUUUAACUUAUUUUUUUUAUCCCGCAAGUUUCCAAGGUCCUUUUUAAUUAAUUCAAAAUAAUUAAAUUUUGAGGCACGAGGGGUGUAACAAUCCCUACAUUUGAAUUUAUCACUACCUUCUGUACACGUUCCAAAAUUUAACUUUAAUUUAAGUCACUUAAGUUUUCCCAUUUUGCCUAACCUAACAUUAAAUACCUCCUUGGUUAAGGGCAUAAAUAAUUUACUAAUUUCUCAACUCAGUGGUGUUUCUUUUAAAGAUGUUGCUAACCUAUUCCGUCCUCACACGGUUGUUGAGUCUGCACCCACUUUAGAGACAAGCCCCAACAUGAGCACAACCCCUAAGCGAGCGGAAAAAAGCCAGGCCCACUAGGAGCGUCAGUCAAAGCCCCUUCUGGUAGGGGAAUCGCCUCCAGAGAGGUGUUCCUGUUAAGUAGCAAGGCUAACAAGAGUGUAAAGAGCCGGAGGAAGAGCAUCUAAGUUUUAUUUACAAAUUUAUAAUAAUAAACAAUUAUUGUACAAACAUGGUUUGGGAACAACUGUAGACAAAUAUCGUUACAAAAGAAAUCGCAACACGCAGAAGUGAGUAAGUAACUAAUACUUUGAACGUUCAUACAAGCGAAGUAGAAUUUGCCCCUAAACAAAUAACAAUGCAAAGGACUGGCACCUUACAACCGCCAUUUACGAGUACACAUAUAUAAUAUAAUAACAAUUACAUAAUAAUGAACUAUGAGGUAUCGCCGCAGCGGGAAAGAUUUACAGUUCAAUUCACGAGCGGGCCAAUACAUGAGACAAAUCACACAACAAGCAAAAAUAUACAGUUAAAUCAAAUGGCGUCGAGCGUCAAAUCACGUCCCGCUCAGGGAACAGCUAGGUCGAAGAAUGAAACCUCCAAAUUUAUUUAAUAAUUUUCAUAAAGCUCAAUUGAUUCCACCACAAAAUUUAUGUGCGCACACAAAAAAUUAAGGUUACAAGCUGUCGUCGCCGGGAGGGCGGAAAGACGCCGAGAAAGAAAACUUCGAACAGCAGCCAGCAAUUUAACUAAAAAUUUACGAGGCAAAACACGCACAACCCGCCGCGUGAAGCACAAGGUGCACUAAGGCCAGGUAAAAACAAGACGUAACCAGUAAAAUGAGCAAGGGUCAUGGUUGGCGAGGGAAAAACGGAAAAUUUAACCGAACUUUAGUCUAGACAUAAUUUUGCCAGGUGGCAGCCGAUACGGUGAAUUUGAACAACAGAAACAAGAAAAAAAGGCAAAGGUAAAUUACAUGAGUAGGGCACGGCCACCGCGUCCCAAAGCGAACUGACGUCUCAGUCUAUGCCAACCAUACCUUCAGGGGGAAACAGACCAAGCUGCUCGAGCCGCGUCCCGACGACGACCACUUCGAGGAAAGCCUAGCGGCCUUCUUUAUACCAAACGAACAAGUGGCGCUAGUGUCGCCCGCCGCCAAGGGGAAAGGGAAGAGGGGAAAAAAGGGGAGGGAAAGACAGUCACUGCGAAGGCAUGGAGGGGGGUGAAGGGGAGGGAAGCCGUAUGCACGGGCAGCGCUGGCUGCUCGGUGCAAGUCAUCGUCCUAUAUAAGUUCUAUUGCUAUAGCCUUUUCUUGCCUAGUUUUGGUAGGUUUUUUUAUUCUUAGUUUGUUUAUUUGGUGGAAAUCGCGGACCAAUGCGACUACCCCACCUAAUACUACUCCAACCAUUCCUUCAGGUACUAUCCUCAUUCCCCUAGCUUCAUCCUCCUCGGUGGAAUAAGUUUUUGCUGUGUGUAUGUAAUUUUGUUUUGUUUUAAUUGUCAGGUAUUUAGUAAUGUUUUGGGGAUUUUAGUGAUUGUUGUCACCCACCUGCUAUGUUGUGGUUUGAGGGAGGGAGUGUGUGCUUUGCAGUAUUCAGCUGGGCGUACACUCGUUUUUGCUUAACUCUUUGUGUGUGUUGUUUUUUUGUUUCGGCAAACUGAACGCUGGUUUAUUUUUUUUUAAGAAUUUCUGUUAUGGGGGUAAUUUAUUUGUAAUUUUGUCUUUUAAGUGAAGGUAUGUUUUGUUCUAACCAUUUGUAUUUGUAUUUUAUUAUCACAUAAUUAUUAUCAAAUUUAAGUGCAUCAAGAAUCAAAAAAAACUCUGAACAAAUUUAAUUAUUUUGAAGUUUAAUUAAUUAUUAUAUUUUCGUCAAGGCAGUGUGCUAUUCAGUUUUCGGAACUAUUCUUUAAAUUGUGCAUUUGUAACUAUGUUUGGCUAACUGUGUUAUGCCAUCAAUGGUCACUUCCUUCUUCUUGGUGACCAUCAUGUGAAAAACUGUAUUAAUUUUCUGCUCUUAAUUUAUCCACCGCAUCCAUGCGGUAGUUUCAAGUUUGGGUAGCCGCCUAUUGGGUGAGCUUUCGCAGAUUUCUCUGGAAAUCAUGCUGGACAUUUAUUUUUAAAUAUUUCACCAUGUAAUUAGUCUUUUGAAAUGUUUUUAUAGCGGCCCACGAGUCAUGGAUCUGGAGUGCUUCCCUAUGCCGGCCAUGCUAUGAACUACUUGUAACCCUUUGUUUGGAGUAGAGGAUGUUCUCCUCUCUUUUCUGACGGCUACGGGAUUCACUCACUCAUGAAUUCAGGAAAGUGAUUCUUCGUUUUCAUACUUCGCAUGAAGCAUGUGUUCGGCAAUAAAUGUGGACAACCUACCUAAAUUCAUUUUAUAAAUUUUUCAUCGUUUGUUUUUAUUUUGUUUUGCUAACAUAAAUUUAUGAAUUAAAGUAACGUUAAUAAUUUAUUUAAUGUCUUGGGGCCCCAUAUAUUUUUUUUAAAUUUAAGUAACAAAUGUAACAAGUAACAAAUGUAACAAGUGAUAUUCUAUUUAUUGUUUAUGAAGAUUUAUAAAUAACUAAGUAAUACUCAUAAAGUUUUUUUUAUAUCAAAUAUAACUGAUGGUCUGAAAAUGAGUUAGUUUCUAUUUUAAAAUAUUACCCCCAAGUUAACCUAAAAGAAAAUAUUUCUUAUAAUUUUGUGAGCUGGUUGUUCAGUCGGCCUACCUUUGUGCCUAACUAUUUUUUCAACCUUGAGGUAAGACACCAUUGAGCCUAAGGUUCAGGGCAACUUCCACUGCGAGCCUUUCUCGGAAUGGUCAAACGUAACCAGGCUGGGAAAGGUUGGUAGAGUUAUUAUUAAACCUUCAUUUUUUCAGCACGUAGGCUAACUUAAAAGUAGUUGUCAGUACAAUGAACAAAAUAAAGCAUAAGUUUGAGGAUAAAUAUACACAUACAUUUAAAUUAUAAGCCAAUUUCACAUAUAUUUUAUGAACCUGAGUAAUAAAAUGUUUUGAAUUAGAUAUACAUACAUUAGGCCUAUAGAUCAUUGCAUAAUGAAUAUAACACAUUAAGAAAAUUAUCCUCACAAUAGUAACCCUUGCAGUGUAAACAGUUUUGAUAGUAACUGUUGUUCUGUCAUGAUAGCAUAUUCAUAAUUGUUUUGCUCUUGUCAACAAAUACUAUUCAUUCCUACUGCAUUUUAUACAUCCCAAUUUGAGUACUUUUAUUUUAAUUUUAUAUUCAAUUUGUAGAUCCUACACAGAGUAACAACUCAAGGAUAUAAGACUUAUGGAUGAUGAACAAGUAAAAAAAUGUACAUAUACACAGCAGUUCCUAUCAUAUACUAUCAUGAUAAAUGGUAACGUGGCUCUUUUACAGAAAUUAAAGUAUUACGCCUAAGCAUCAAUAAUUUUUUGUACGUGUUUCGUUUUUAUUUAUUUUCAUAGUGAGAAUCAAUUUCCAUGUGUACAAUUCACUGAACAUAGUUUAUUUGUACUAGGUACUAUCGCUUGGAAUUGGACACGUUGGUACGCCAGGUAAGAAGCGCAAGAAGAGACCACAGGUUGGAAAGUCACCCUCAAGCAUAGAUGACUUCACCAUUGGUGCCAUUCGCCGGACCAUCUACAGAAUGUACAGCCAAGGCCUCCACAUCACGUAGUCUUCCAUUUUGAAAGAAAUUAGAGAGAAUGAGUUGGACUUGGUGGGAGGUGAAUCAACUCUCUGCAAGUUGUUGAAGUCUAUGAACUUUACAUGGAAGAAGGAACAGUGGCAAAGGCAUGGCAAGAUGAUUCUGUCGAGACAGUGAAGAGGCAUACCUUAGGUGAUGGGAAGAGAUUCAUCGUUGUCCACGCUGGAGGGGUUAAUGGCUUCGUGCCGGAAGCUGGUUUGCUUUUUGUUUCAGGUCAAAAGAGUGGAGACUACCGUGGGGAGAUGAACGGAGAUACUUUCAAAAGUUGGAUGGAGAAAUUGCUGAUAAGUUUGGAGGAGCCCAGUGUCAUCAUCAUGGACAAUGCUGCAUAUCACAGCACAUUGAUUGACCGAUAAAUCACCAAACUCCAAAUGGAAGAAGAGUGAUGUCGUUUCUUGGCUGGAACAGCAUAACAUCCUGUUCACUAGAACUGCUCCAGCCAAGGAACUGUUGCGGGUAGCCAAACUACACAGACCAGGAGGAAGGUACGUGAUUGACGAGAUGGUUCGUGAUCAUGGCCAUGAGGUUCUGUGACUCCCUCCAUAUCAUUGUCACUACAAUGCCAUCGAGCUUGUUUGGUCCCAGUGCAAAACUUAUUUCAAAAGCCACAUGGGAAGGGGCAACAAAUUUGAUGAUGCAGCUGUCCAUGAAAUUUGGAGCGAAGCCCUAGACUUUGUCACUCCCGAGAGGUGGGCUGCUUGUGUGGCACACGUUGAAAAGUUAAUUGAGCAAGAUUGGGAGCAGCAAGUCUACAAGAACAUUGGUGAUGUUGCUCCCUUGAUAGUUCACCUGGGUGAAUCAGGGGAAAGCAGCAGCGAGGAUGAUAACGUGGCUGGGGAAGGGCACAGCAGACACAGAACUAUUGGCAGUACCACUGAGUGAGGGAAUUGUAAUAUAUGACUCUGAUUAAGGCUCAAUGUGAGUAUAGCGAAGAUCAGAGCACUAGAUCGUGAGUAAUGAACAUGUAAUAAUUUAUAAUGAGUUUUAAGUGUUUUGUAAAGUGUCGUGUCUAUGUACAUUCAUGUUGGGUCAUAAGUGUAUGUUAGUUAAAAUUUCUUGUUUUUAAUUACCGUAUUGGUCCGAAUAUAAGGCGACCAUUUUUACAUAAACGAGAGAUGCAAAAAUUGGAAGUCGCCUUAUUUUCGCACCCAAGACGUCGGAACCGCAAACAUUAGUUCCAAGCUGAAAGCUACAGUAGAAACAUUGUUUAACAAAACGUUCACAAUUUUUUAUAUUAACUAAAACUUUGUUACCUCACACGAGGAAAAACGAUAAAUCCACCUAAUAUUGCAGUAAUUCACAAUUGUUUGAAGUUGAAAAUUAAAAUAUUUGUUCUUGAGUAAAAACGUGAAUGUUGAAGCAUCUCAAAAUGGCAACCUUUUAUUUCACAAUUCAUAUUUGUACUUUGUGUACAAUCGCGUGUUAACAUUUACGGUAAUUUAUCUUCAGAUUUUUAACGGAAAUAUUUGUACUAAAAUAUCACAGUUAUUUUCAGAACGAUUGUUUACAUUUACAAACAUUUUGGAUGUAAUGUUUGGAAAUUCACGGCUGCCAACUGUCUUUCCACAAUAUUUCUUUGUUGUAAAACGAACAUUGCCGAACACGCACGAAGACGCCAUAUUAACAGGAAUUUGGUACGUUGCUUCAAAAGCUAUUUUAAUAAUCCACUCUUUAUUUAUGUAAAAACCUUUCAUAAUUAUAAUAGAUUAUUCUUUCAAAUUCAUAGAACAGACUCUCUCUGUCAGAGAGUAAUAUGGACAAAUAUACGCGGUCACGUAACCGAAGUUAUUCUUGGCCGUAUGCUUCAUCAUGUCAGCCAUAGAGUAAGUAAAGGGAGAGGCGCCACUCCCAUUAUAGUAAUGAUCGUUUGUUUAAAUUUGUAAAUAAAACCCUUGCGAUCAUACCAUUUCUUUGCAACUUGACAACGAAAAAAUUACAGCCAGAUACAACCUGAGAAAGGUUAAGCGCGCGAUAGUUGGCACCUUUGUAGUCACCAUAUUUAACUUUACACGUUACAUUCAUUGCAAUGUUCGCAAGUAAUUUUAUUUUAUAAUCCAUAGUUUUCGUAUAUUCGUAGGUCAAUGUAGGGGUUAAACUAUAGAAAUGAAGAUGUUAAGAUUGAAAGUGUACUAGGAUACUGAAUGAUAACUUUGUUACGGUUUGUUUUAAAUAAAACUGUGCUAAUAACAUGUUUGCCUAAUUGAGUUGCACCUGUAUCUGUAUUUCGACGCGCAAUUAUAUAAAAACUAUGGAACGUAUGUUUUAAUUCCAGGAAUAUCAUUGUAGUUUAAUGCAUGAAAAUGUUGACCAUGUUUAGUAAAAAAUAUAACAUUAUGAAAUAUUUUUGGUUCAAAGCACACUUAAAUGUAAUGUUUAAUAAUUUUGUUUGGUAUUUUUACCUGAAUUUGCAAGCAGAUUGUAUAGUUAUGAUUUACUUUUGUCAUGUAAGAACAACAUAAACACAGUUUUAUUAAGUAUGUUUAUAAUUUACCAUGAAUAAAUUUUUCCACGUAUUGUCAUAAUUUAAUAAACAAACAAGAAAUAUUGAAACACAACAUGUAAGUUAAUGCUGUAAAUAUAGUUGUAAAUAAAUAUGCAAAUGAGACUUAACUUCAUUCAUUUUAUUUAACUAAUCGCUCGAACAAUGUUCUAAUAGAGUCGGUGUUAGUGAAAAGCAGUAUCUAUAAUAAGAAAUUAAUGUAUAUCUACACUUUUAAAAAAUUCUAAUGCUCAAUGAAUAAAUGUAUGAUGUGAAACAUUUGUUUAUAUUCGGCCUAUCUGAAACAUCGUCUUUUACAACUUAUUAAGUUAAGUAAUUGAACUUAAAUCAGGAAACAUAAUUAACUAAAAACAAUUUAUAGCAUACUUAGCGGGCUUCACGUCUCGAUACAUCGAGGUAAUUGUCAAAAUGAUGUGGCGUGAUCUCUAAAAAGUAUUGAAAACGAAAAUGAGAAUUCACAAAAUGGGAUUCGAACCAGCAUCCUCCAUAAUGCAAAGAAAAAUUUUACAGUUGUGCCAUCUCGUUCUGUCAAACUAAUAUUUCAUUAAUAAAUAAUAAAUAUAUGCACGUGC